Aspergillus mulundensis is the source of this 1338-nucleotide messenger RNA. RefSeq lists its product as uncharacterized. The coding region runs from base 1 to 1338 and encodes 445 amino acids. The transcript is spliced from 2 exons. The record is from RefSeq and is a predicted model, not a curated record. Lineage: Eukaryota; Fungi; Ascomycota; Eurotiomycetes; Eurotiales; Aspergillaceae.
AUGAGAUCAGGCCACCCUCAAUCAGCUCUACCAUUCGGAUCUAUCGCCGAUAUCCUCUUCCAAAUCAUCAUCAAUGUUGAAGCGAGCACCGUCUUGAGUCUCUGCCUCCUUAACAAAGCCACAUAUGAUACGAUCAAGGUCCUUGAGCCGCACAUCUGCCGAUGGUUCGUGCGCCUCCAUGGCGUCGAUACCUUCGGUUCUAUUCCCUCCCUGAACUCAGGGACGGGCAAGGAAACCGCGCUGACAGUACACACACUCGUGAGGUCUUUGUACCGCCAUGAGCUCGCACGCCGGCUGUCCCUCCAUAUCGUUCCUACCGUAUGGGGGCCAUUCUAUGACGAUGACAAGGCGGAAAUGGACUUUGAAGCAGAACUCAGGCUCGCUAGGCGCCUAGAACGAGGCCUCCAUGUGCUCUUCCACAUGGCCGACAUCUCACGCGACGUCAAACGAGACCCGGAGUCUCACCAAAAGAUCUUGGCCACCUCUUCCUCCGUCCCAGACAGUUUGGGCGUUCUCGCCAAGCUUCUAGAAGAUUACAACGACUUCGACUCCGACUUCACCUUUGCCUUUCCGCUCAACAAGGGCAAAAAGGGGACAAGAAGCAAGGGCAAACAAAACCAUCUGAUUGUCCCAUCCUCAUCCCCACUGAAUCAUGAACACAGCCACACAAAGAACCAUCUCACGACCCUCCUGCAGUCCGGCUACACCGAAUUCGAAAUCGGCAAGCGCCGCCUCGAGUUCCGCACCAAGCACCUCACCGACAAACUCGAGGUCGACCUCCACUGCACCCUCCGCAUGCUCCGCGAACUCCUAGAACGCAUGCUUCUCCGCCACGGCCCAAAAUUCUGGCACAGAGACACAAGAAACGAGUACAGCGUUAUCUCCUGGUUCAUCCUCAACCAGAGCCCGCGGAACCUAGCAAAGCUCCUCCUGACUCCGCAAAACGAAUGCUGCCACUACACCCACCACAUGGACCUGGACGCCGCCAGCGCCGAUACAAGCACAAGCACAAGCACAGACAAAUGCCUCUUCUCCCACCCCCUGGACGAAUACUGGGCUGCAUGGAAGGACACCCCCGACCUCUCCCCGCUAAGCGCAGGCAUCGGCCCCUCCAUCGCCACAUCCACAAGCCCGAUCUCAGGAACAGCGACAGGCACCAGCACAAGCUGCAACUGCAACCGGCUCAUCCGCAGCUGGAGCGUGAAGCCCGCGCUCUUCGACAGCCGGGGGAAGGACUAUGAUCGCGCCGCGGAGCGGUAUCUCAAGGAGAUGUGGAGUCAACGGCAUGUGGGCUUGCAUCAGGCGUUUACGAUGGGUGUUUUUGCGGCAGUGCUUUAG